Molecule: messenger RNA, 563 nt
Organism: Selaginella moellendorffii
Lineage: Eukaryota; Viridiplantae; Streptophyta; Lycopodiopsida; Selaginellales; Selaginellaceae
Exons: 5
Coding region: 41-436 (131 amino acids)
Source: RefSeq, a predicted model, not a curated record
ACCCCUAUUUGCGUGUUCAUUUGGUUGAGAGAGAGCGGCGAUGGCGUCCUCGGCUGUGGAAGAGGGUGCUGUGUCUGCGUCUGGCGCCGUCAUUGGCGAUGCUCCUGGCCAUGGCGCUCCCGGAAAGAAAGAUGGCGAAGAAGCUCCGGCUGUCAAGAAGGAAGAAACUUCCGCCGUCGAAGCCAAGGAAAAAUCCCUGGAGAAUGCUCCGGCUGUCGAAUCCAAGGACAAAGCGCUGGACCUGGGUGUCAACACGGAUGUCAACAAGGUGAAAGCGCCUGGCUUUAUGGAGCGUACCAUGGAGGAAGUCGAGGCCGUGGCGGAGGCUCUUCACGAGAAGCUCGAUCUCAAGGGGACCAAUGACGAGAACAAGGACCAGAAUGAAGAACGCGACGGCAUUUUCAAGCGGCUUCUAAAGAAGAUUGGCUUCAAGUGAGCGGACUCGCUGGACAUGCCGCUUUCGUCUUAGGCUUUUAAACGUGUAUAGAAAAGACUUCGGGCUCUCUGUUUUGUUUUGUACUGUGAUUUGUUUUCACUCAACACGAUGCUACAAAUUAAACAAA